Messenger RNA from Rhopalosiphum maidis (corn leaf aphid), 2426 nucleotides. Its product is annotated as oligopeptidase A. The record is from RefSeq and is a predicted model, not a curated record. Lineage: Eukaryota; Metazoa; Arthropoda; Insecta; Hemiptera; Aphididae. The transcript has 14 exons. Gene Ontology annotation, biological process: proteolysis; peptide metabolic process. Bases 126 to 2303 code for a protein of 725 amino acids. Gene Ontology annotation, molecular function: metalloendopeptidase activity.
UAGAAAAUUUAUAAAUGUAAAUUAAAGUGUUGCUAUUUUUUUUUGUAUUAUAAUUGAGUAAUUAAAUAUAAGAACGUAUCAAAUUAAAUUUUUAUAUAGUUAAGUCAAUCAAUUAUUGUUUCAAAAUGUUGUUUGUUUCACGUUGCACAAGAUUGUGUCAAAACAUAAUACCAAAACACAAGAAUUGUGCAUUAACCAGAGUACCUAGUCGAAAUGGAUAUAUUGUGUUAUUGCCAGAAAUCAGUAAAGAUUUGACAGAAAGCCUUUUACAAGUAAAUGCUGACCAUCCAAAUUUUACGGGUUUAGAUAUAAAAAAAUGUGAAAACACAAUUAGUAAUCAGUUUAUUGAUUUUGAAUGUGGUAUACGUGAUAUUGAAGAUUACCUUAACUCGGUUGAAGAUGGAAAAUACGACUUAUUUAAAGAUGUAUUAGAACCAAUAGAAAAUCUAAGUCUUAAAUUUGAUCAAAUAUGGGCUGUAUUAAAAACAUUAUAUUUGGCUGAUAUGUCAGUAAUGCCAGCUAGAAUAUAUUAUCCAAUACACAAUAAAGCGUGCAUGUCUCAUACAACAAAAUACAACAGCAAACCUAUUUAUGAAGCAUGUAAAAAAGCUGAUUUGUCUAAAUUGACAGAAGAACAAGUAGCAGUUGUGAAUAAAUUUAUUAAAGAAGGAAAACUCAAUGGACUUGAACUUAGUGAAAAACUAGAUUAUUCAUUUAAAGCAAAUAAGCAAAAAUGCAGUGCUAAGCAAAAAUACUUUAAAAUUCGUUUAGAAAUGGCAUGGAGUCAAUUUCAACAAAUAAUUGAUAAUCCACAACUAGUCAAGGAUUUUCCAGAAGACCUUUUGAUAUUAAUGGCAAUAAAUAAAGAUAAUCCUAAGAAACGUCCGUGGAAAGUUGCCUUGACAUGGGGUAUUGCUGAUAGAUUUAUUAAGUAUUGUCCAGACAGAGAUAUACGUUGGAAUGUUUGGCAAGCUUAUGAAAAAGCUGGUUCACCUGCUGACGAAAAAAGAGAACUUAAUAAUGGUUUAGAAGUUGAAGAAAUCCGAAAAUUAAGACUUGAAGCUGCUGAAAAAUUGGGUUUCAAAAAUUACGGUGAACUAUCGUUGAUUACAAAAAUGGCACCUUCAAUUUCAGUUAUAGAAGAUACAUUAUUGACAAUAUUGGAUAAAGCAAGACCCUUACAAGAUAAAGAAAUAGAAUCAUUACAACUUUUUUCAAAUAAAAAGGGUAAUGAAUACCCUAUUCAAAUGUGGGAUGUUGGUUACUGGGCAAGAUUACAAAAAAAAGAACUUUAUGGUUACGAUGAAGUUCAAUGGUCUGAGUAUUUCCCAUUAGACCGAGUUUUAGAUGGUCUGUUUGAAUUAUGUAGACGACUUUAUGGAAUACGCAUUCUAGAAAUGCCAAACAGAGCUGACCUCUGGCAUCCUGAUGUAAAAUAUUAUGAAAUAUUACAUGAAAAUGACCCUUCUAUCGUAGCUGGAUUUUAUUUAGACCUUUGUUCUCGGCCACAAAAAAUGAAAGCUGUCGGUGAACCUGGUUGGUUAGUAACUCAUAGGACUGCUUCAUCGAUACCAAAAAAAGUAUUACCUUUAUCAGCUCUAAUUAUGAACCUUCCAUCAGUACAGAAUAAAAACCCAAGUUUAUUGAGUUUUGAUCAAGUGAAAACCUUAUUUGGAAAAUUUGGUCAUUUACUGCAAAAUGUUCUCUGUCAAGUACAUUAUGCUGAAGUAUCUGGUUUAAAUAAUGUUGAAUGGGAUGCUGUCGGAAUAACCAGUAAUUUUAUGAUUCAUUGGUUGUAUGAUAAAGAUACAUUUGACAGUAUUAAUAGCCACUACAAAACUGGUAAAAGAUUACCAAAUGAUCAAUUGACUGAAAUCAAACAACACAUGGCUGGAUUCAAUACUUGUGAUGAACUAUAUAAAUCUAUGAUUGACAUUAAAAUGCAUACUAUCAAAACCAAUUGGAAUGACCUGGUGAAAGAAAUGUGGAGUAAUUAUUAUGGAUUUCCAUUAAGUAAAUGGAACAGUUUUCCAUGUAGGUUUGCUGAGGUUAUGUCUAAUGAACAAGGAGCGGCAAGUUACUACUCAGGAUUAUGGUCUAGAAUAAUAGCAGCUGAUGUAUUUCAAUCAUUUAAAGUUCCUGAUGAAACUACUAAAAAUUUAGGAAACAAUUUUCGAGAUACCUUUUUUGCAUUUGGUGGCAGCUGUCCAUCUGGAGAAAUAUUCAGACGUUUCAAAGGACGGGACCCUAAUCCUAAAGCAUUUAUUAGUGAUCUUGGACUCGAUAAAGAUGAUAGUAAUUAAAUUAUAGUUUAGUUAUGUUUUAUGUGUUAUUAUGUUAACACAUCCAAAAUAAGGAUAUUGGUUAUGUUUCAAUAUGUAUGAAAUAUUUUCAAUCUAAUAUACAAUAAAAAGUAUGACAUUAAA